Molecule: messenger RNA, 1466 nt
Organism: Aspergillus aculeatus ATCC 16872
Lineage: Eukaryota; Fungi; Ascomycota; Eurotiomycetes; Eurotiales; Aspergillaceae
Product: bifunctional chorismate synthase/riboflavin reductase [NAD(P)H] ARO2
Exons: 3
Coding region: 179-1414 (411 amino acids)
Biological process (GO): chorismate biosynthetic process; aromatic amino acid biosynthetic process
Cellular component (GO): cytosol
Molecular function (GO): chorismate synthase activity; FMN binding
Source: RefSeq, a predicted model, not a curated record
CCUUGUUCCAAUCUUCUUUUCUUCCACUCCGGUCUCACCUUCUUCUUCCUUUUCCCUAGAGGCUGUCAAUUCUUCUAUCCGCGACCUCUUCCUCUUUCUUCCUGCCUUUACUCCGAUUGAUCCUCCCACUUGGGAAAAAUCUCGACGCCGACAUCGCAUCACUUCACAUCAGCCCACCAUGUCGACCUGGGGUGAAUACUUCCGCGUCACCACUUACGGUGAAUCGCACUGCCGCUCUGUCGGCUGUAUUGUCGAUGGCUGCCCACCCGGAAUGGAGCUCACUGAGGAUGAUAUUCAGCCGCAGAUGACUCGGAGACGCCCCGGCCAGAGUGCCUUGACCACCCCUCGGAACGAGAAGGACCGCGUCGAGAUCCAGUCAGGAACAGAAUUCGGUGUCACUCUGGGCACUCCGAUUGGCAUGAUGGUGCGCAACGAGGAUCAGAGACCCAAGGAUUACGGCGGUAGCACAAUGGACCUGUACCCCCGUCCCAGCCAUGCCGACUUCACCUACCUUGAGAAAUAUGGCGUCAAGGCCAGCAGUGGUGGUGGCCGCAGCAGUGCCCGCGAGACGAUCGGCCGAGUCGCUGCCGGAGCCAUUGCCGAAAAGUACCUUCGCCUAUCGCACGGUGUUGAGAUCGUCGCCUUUGUCUCCUCCGUCGGCAACGAACACCUGUUCCCCCCUACUCCCGAGCACCCCACCGCCUCCACCCAGCCCGAGUUCCUGAACCUGAUCAAGACCAUCGACCGCAAGACCGUCGACUCCUUCGUACCCACCCGCUGCCCAGAUGCUGAUGCCGCCGCCCGCAUGACCAAGGUGAUCGAGCAGUUCCGCGACAACCACGACAGCAUCGGUGGCACCGUCACUUGCGUGAUCCGCAACGUGCCCGUCGGCUUGGGCGAGCCCUGUUUCGACAAGCUCGAGGCCAAGAUCGCCCACGCGAUGCUCAGCAUCCCCGCCACCAAGGGCUUCGAGAUCGGCUCCGGGUUCGGCGGCUGUGAGGUUCCCGGCUCGAUCCACAACGACCCCUUCAUUGUGUCCGACGUGGCAUCCCAGCUCGGUCCCAACACCUCCACCAAGCAGCGGCUCACCACCAAGACCAACAACUCCGGCGGUAUCCAGGGUGGUAUCUCCAACGGCGCCGAUAUCUACUUCCGGGUCGCGUUCAAGCCCCCGGCCACCAUCGGCCAGGCCCAGAACACUGCCACCUACGCCAUGGAGGAGGGUGUUCUCGAGGCCAAGGGCCGCCACGACCCCUGCGUCACCCCCCGCGCCGUCCCCAUCGUCGAGGCCAUGUCCGCCUUGGUCAUCAUGGACGCCCUUAUGGCUCAGUAUGCUCGCGAGAGCGCCAAGAGCCUCCUGCCUCCCCUGCCCAACACCAUCCCCACCCGUCCUACCCUGAGCGGUUCUAACUAAAAAGAAAAAAGGCCCUUUUCUCCUCAUUGCAUCAUGAAAAUCUAAUCGAAUC